This is a messenger RNA of Striga hermonthica, 1116 nucleotides long. Lineage: Eukaryota; Viridiplantae; Streptophyta; Magnoliopsida; Lamiales; Orobanchaceae. The record is from the annotation of a GenBank genome assembly.
AUGAUUGAUUCAAAUAAAGGCGGGAAGGGUGCGUCACUCGAGCUGCUGCCGCGCCCGCGUACCAUCUUCCGCGACCAAGAUGUCGGUCUCCUAAGUCGCGGGGACGGGCACUACAUCGUCGCCGCGUUGCACGCCACAGGUACGUGUGGCGUGUACGAGCUCCAACGCUUCGACUCCGCGAGCAAGACGUGGAGUGCCGCUGAGGUGCCGUUGGUGGAACCGCAGGACAAGUUCCCCCGCAGGAUCCCCAUGAACUCGAGUCGGAUUCUCUUCCAUCUCACGUCCAUCGUCAUCCCAAUCGGUGGCGAAGGUGGCACCAUGGGCUGGGUCGAUCUCUGGCGCGGCGCCCUUCUCUGUGAUGUGCUCGUCCCGGAGCCCAAGCUCCGUGGCGUGCCGGUGCCCUUGCCAACGGAGCUUUUGAACAGCGACUAUGGGCAGGGAGCCAAACUAUUCUGCCCACAAUCACUCCGUGGCAUUACCUUUGUCAAUAAACCUGGCAUGGAGCACUGCCUCAGAUUUGUUCACUUGGAACCAACUCCAACUCCAAUUCCUCCUGAAGAUAGUGAUGAUAGUGAUGAUGGAGAGUUUCCUGACUGGGCGUUGCGUGACUGGAAGGUCACCACAUGGAGCAACAGCAAGAUGACCACCUCUUGGAAUGACUGGAAAAUUGACUGCGCCAUCCAAGCAUCCAAGACAAAUAUCAGCAGCAAGCUCAAAUGGAAGAUGGCCCAAUCUGGAUUGCUAUCAUCGGAGCGAGCCUUUCAGAAUCUCUUGGUGUCCUUCCCAGCUCCUGGCAUGGAUGAUAAUGUUGUUUACUUGCAGGCCAAGGUCAAAUUCUCAGACUCCAAGGUGUUUGUUCUUGCUCUUGAUGUGAAAGAUAACAUGCUGCUAAACGUAGUUGAGUUUGCGAAUGAAAGGAUUUGUGGUGCUGGUGUCGCGUAUUUCCCUAGUAACAUCGGCCGGUAUAUUGAUCCAGAAGCUAGGGUUCUCUUCCCUGAAGAUGAUGAUAGCUGGGAAGUGUCAAAGUAUGAAGGCACUGAAACUCGACAAUUGCCUCGUUAUAAAAUCUGUUUCCCAUGGGGGAAGAGCGUGAAUGAUGCUGGAACUGCUUCCUAA